GAAGUAGAGGAAGGUACUUUUGUCGGCCGGCGCAAGAAAAAAAAAACCAGAUCUCUUCUUCUUCUUCUUCUCCCUAAGUAAAAACCUUCUCCAGAUCAGUGUUUAUUAAGCACGACGGCGAACUUUGUUCUGUUUCUAAAAACAACAAAAAACACAGAAAGUUUCGAUUUUUAUUUUGGUGGCUAAGCAAAAGAAGAGAGAUGAUGGAGUAUGAGAAUGGGAAGAAGAGGAAAGUACGAAACAAACAACAACUAAAAGCACAGUUCUUGUCUCAGAGGUAUCUAAUCUUGUACUUUUGUUGUUUCUUCGUGUUGCUCUUCUUCUUAUCUUCCGACCGUAUCUCCACUACACUCUCUGUUCGCUCCGAUUCUCUGAGACCGUCUCUUCGUGUUCCUGCUCUCUCCGUUUUAUCGUCCAUGGAUUCGAUUCACCGUUCGUUUCACGGCGGUAGGUUCCCUCAGUUGAGGGUUGAUGACAGAGUUCAAUUCCCCGACCAUUUAUUGCUGAUUCUCUCGAGUAGGAUCGGGAGAGGUGAGAAGAACCUAGUUUGUGUGUAUCGUGGAGUAAAGGAAGAGACUUUGGUGUUGCCCUCGAUUUCUAGUGAUGAAUUCGAUGAGUUUAGAUCGAUUGUUCGGUGCCCUAAUGCUCCUUUGAACUACUCUUCGUCUGUUGAUUUGAAAUUCCGGGGAGAUUUCGUGAAGAAGAAGGAGCAGAGGCAGAGCCGUCGUGUUCAUAAUUGGGAAAAAAUUGGUUACGAGGCGGUGGUUGAUGGUGACACGGUGGUUGUGUUUGUUAAAGGAUUGACUCGAAGGCCUCACAAGGAAUCAGAUCCUUCUUACUACAAAUGUCAAUUUGAGAUUGGUGAUUCGGAUGAGAAAGAGGUAACUCAAGCUGUUGCUGCAGCGCAAGAAGUUGUGAGGUGUGUUUCGCCUGAGAGUUUGAAGCUAAAUCCAGAGGUGAUGUUUCGUGUGAGCGUAAUUCAUGUUGAUCCUAGGGGAAGAACUACGCCUGCUUUGCCUUCAGUUGCGAGACUCUACGGUUCUGAUUUGGUUGAGAAGAAGCAGAAGAGUGGGAUUAAGCAUGAGCUUUGUGUUUGUACAAUGCUGUGGAACCAAGCUCCGUUCUUGCGUGAAUGGAUCAUGUAUCACUCGUGGCUUGGUGUCGAGCGCUGGUUUAUAUAUGAUAACAACAGCGAUGAUGGGAUACAAGAUGAGAUUGAAUUGCUCAGUUCGGAGAAUUACAAUGUGAGUCGACAUGUGUGGCCUUGGAUUAAGACUCAAGAAGCCGGCUUCUCGCAUUGUGCGGUUAGAGCGAAAGAAGAAUGCAAUUGGGUCGGAUUCUUUGAUGUCGACGAGUUCUACUACUUCCCUACCCAUCGCUCUCAAGGGUUACCUAGCAAAAACGCUUUGAGGUCUCUUGUAUCGAACUACACUUCUUGGGAUCUUGUUGGAGAGAUCAGAACAGAAUGUCACAGUUACGGUCCAUCCGGUCUAACCUCGGUUCCAUCACAAGGCGUGACCGUAGGAUACACUUGCAGACAAGCGAACCCCGAGAGGCAUAAGUCGAUCAUCCGACCCGAGUUGCUCACAAGCUCAUUGCUCAACGAAGUACAUCAUUUUCAUUUGAAAGAAGGAAUCGGGCAUAUGAGUUUAGUGGAGAGCGUGGCGGUAGUGAACCAUUACAAGUACCAAGUUUGGGAGACUUUUAAAGCAAAGUUUUACAGAAGAGUGGCAACUUAUGUAGUGGACUGGCAAGAAAAUCAGAACCAAGGGUCUAAAGACCGAGCUCCGGGGCUCGGGACAGAGGCGAUUGAGCCGCCAGAUUGGAAACGAAGGUUCUGUGAAGUGUGGGAUACUGGAUUGAAGGAUUUGGUAUUGUCGAAUUUUGCUGAUCAAGUGACUGGCUAUUUGCCGUGGCAGAGACAACAACUACAGGAAUGACUGUUUUUUAGUUGGGUUUGGUUGGUUGGCUGCUGAGAUAACUUGAUUGUGUAUAUUUAUUUACAUUUGACAAAGGAGAUUACAUACAAAUUCUACUACUACAUUAAUAUUUCUUCUUUUGUUACUUCAUUUUUUUCUUCUUUUGGGUUGGUGGGUGAGAGAGUUCAAUGGCUUCUUCUAAUCUUUUGUUUUUUUUUUCAGAGUUUACCACAUAUGUAAAUUUUGGUAACACUGCAAUAUCCUUCUUUUUAUGGUUCGUUUAUGAAUUUACAAGUCUUUUCGAUC
Messenger RNA from Capsella rubella, 2225 nucleotides. RefSeq names its product glycosyltransferase family 92 protein At1g27200. The transcript has a single exon. The record is from RefSeq and is a predicted model, not a curated record. NCBI's taxonomy places the organism in Eukaryota, Viridiplantae, Streptophyta, Magnoliopsida, Brassicales, Brassicaceae. The coding region runs from base 201 to 1940 and encodes 579 amino acids.